This is a messenger RNA of Melanotaenia boesemani (Boeseman's rainbowfish), 2063 nucleotides long. RefSeq names its product mannosidase, endo-alpha (gene manea). The transcript is spliced from 5 exons. Bases 241 to 1572 code for a protein of 443 amino acids. Gene Ontology annotation, molecular function: alpha-mannosidase activity. Gene Ontology annotation, cellular component: Golgi apparatus. The record is from RefSeq and is a predicted model, not a curated record. Lineage: Eukaryota; Metazoa; Chordata; Actinopteri; Atheriniformes; Melanotaeniidae.
UUUAAAUCACCUCUGUGGCUGUUGUUGACUGGCAAGGACGCAGUUAUAUUUCGGGUUUUUAUAGCAUAUGGAUGGGUCACAGCGAGGGUCAGAGUCCUGGUCGGGCGUUUUCAGAUCUGUGAUGUUUCAUAGGGCUGAACAAAGUCUCUCAGAGGAGUUUCAGUGGUACUGUGUCCAACAUCAGUUCCCCAUUAUUAUCUCAACAAUGAACUAUGGAAAGCUUCAAGCACUAAGUAAAGAAUGGCAAGGUUUAGACGCAAAUCUUGCAUCGCACUGAUUGCUUUGGCAUUGCUCGUACUGAUCAUAACAGUGGUCUUAAAGGGGCUUAUAACAGAGGAUUCUCCUUUCAACAGCUCAGAAGGCGUUGAGCUGCAACCAGACAGAAAAGAUCCACAAGUCAAGAGACGCGACAACAAUAAACAUGAUGAGACCAAAAUGAAUGACUCUGCUCAGUCAGACGGAGAUGCAGAGUUGGAAGCUACACUGAGGAAGUUCCCGCCUCCAAACUAUUAUCUCCAUGUUUUCUACUACCCUUGGUAUGGAAACCCCAAAUUUGAUGGCAAAUACAUCCAUUGGGACCAUCCACAGCUUCCACACUGGGACUUAAAGGUGGCUCAGGGGUAUCCCCAAGGAAGACACGUACCCCCUGAUGACAUUGGGUCAAAUUUUUACCCCUCUUUAGGGGCUUACAGUUCCAGGGACCCUUCUGUUGUAGAGGCACAUAUGCAGCAGCUUCGUACAGCAGCCAUUGGUGUUAUUGCUGUUUCCUGGUAUCCUCCCAAGACAAAGGAUGACAAUGGCGAAACAAUAGAUGAAAUUGUGCCUUUGUUGUUGCAGGUGGCACAUAAAUACCACAUUAAGGUUGCGUUCCAUAUUGAGCCAUACAGAGGACGAGAUGAAGUCAAUAUGUUCACUAAUGUCAGAUACAUCAUUGAGAAAUAUGGAGAGCACCCAGCAUUUUUCAAGUACCGGACAAACAAUGGCAAACUUCUUCCACUUUUUUAUGUAUAUGACUCAUAUCUGAUGAACUCUGAACAGUGGGCUAAGCUGCUGAAACACACAGAGAGCAACAGCAUCAGGGAUACAGCGUAUGACGCCAUCUUCAUCGCACUGCUGGUUGAGGAGAAACAUAAGAGGGAUAUCCUGACCGCAGGGUUUGAUGGUGUCUACACCUACUUUGCUACUAAUGGUUUUUCCUAUGGCUCCACUCAGCGUAACUGGGGCUCCAUUAAAGCUUUCUGUGAAGAUAACAACCUGAUAUUUAUUCCAAGUGUGGGGCCAGGAUACAUUGACACAAGUAUUCGACCCUGGAACUUUCAAAACACUCGAAACCGCAUCAACGGCAAAUACUAUGAAACCUCGCUGAGUGCAGCAUUGGAAGCCAGGCCUGACUUUAUCUCUAUCACAUCUUUUAACGAGUGGCACGAGGGGACUCAGAUUGAAACGGCGGUUCCUAAAACCAGCCAAACUGUGUACCUGGACUAUCUGCCCAAUAAACCAACAAUCUAUCUAGAGAUAACUCGCAAAUGGGCAGCAAUAUUUGGUGGUGAGCGACGAAGAUGGCGGGAGUGAUCGUGGCGGAUAUAAGUUAGUAGAGGUGUAAAGUAAUUAAAAGGAAAUUAAGUUCUGUUAGCAGAAUGUGCAAUAUGUGAAAAUGAUUUGCAUAAAGCAUGAAUAAUGACUACUUCAUUGGCUUAAAUUUGACUUAACUGAUGUAUGUUAUUUGCUUUUGGGUUAAUUAUUGUUUACUUUUGUCUAACUAAAUCUUCUUUACCCAGCCUUAACUAUUUAGAGAUGAAUAAAUUAUGUUUUAUCACUAACCCUACCACAACCAGCUGAAACCACUGGCAUUAUUUGUAUUUCAAUUAUCUACAAAAACCCUCAUAGGAAUAAAGUGUCCCAUUGAAGAAAAAAAAAAACUGUGGUGGUAGAAAGCUGUUGCUGCCCUGUGUUUUCAACUCCGCCUCGGCCAAAAUUACAGUACAAAAACAAACAAGAAACAUUGGUAUUUCAGAGGCAGGCAUGCCAGUCUAAAAUGCUGGCAUGAAUAAUAGUGCUGUAAA